This is a messenger RNA of Cricetulus griseus (Chinese hamster), 372 nucleotides long. Lineage: Eukaryota; Metazoa; Chordata; Mammalia; Rodentia; Cricetidae. The record is from RefSeq and is a predicted model, not a curated record.
AUGGUAAUUGAAAGGUGCAGUCUAGCCUUCCUCCUGAUCAUAUAUAAGGGCUUGCUGGCGGUGGGUCGUGUGCACCGCCUGCUCCGCAAGGGCAACUACUCGGAGCGGGUGGGCGCCGGCGCCCCGGUGUACCUGGCGGCCGUGCUGGAGUACCUGACGGCCGAGAUCCUGGAGCUGGCUGGCAACGCGGCCCGCGACAACAAGAAGACACGAAUCAUCCCGCGCCACCUUCAGUUGGCCAUCCGCAACGACGAGGAGCUCAACAAGCUGCUGGGCCGCGUGACCAUCGCACAGGGCGGCGUCCUGCCCAACAUCCAGGCGGUGCUGCUGCCCAAGAAGACCGAAAGCCACCAUAAGGCCAAGGGCAAGUGA